AUGAAGCUCAACUCAAUCCUAAAGGGGGCCCUGGCUCUCAUCAGCCUGCCACUGGCUCUCGCGGCCAACUCGUUCUCGGCGUCAGACCUGUACUAUGCUGCAGGCCUGACUGUCGACCAACAGCACACGCUCCUCUCCGGCCUUCAGAGUGCGGGGGUAAAAGUGUUGCGGGUGUGGCUAGACGGGCAAUCCGGGAGUGUCAAGGGAACACCCAUCAACGGAUUCAACAGUCUUGAAGGGAGCAGCCCGGCCAGUUGGGACGAUACUGUCCUGAACCGUCUCGAUGACUUCAUGGCCAAUGCUCAUGGUUACAACGCUCUGGCCGCGAAUGCCGAUUUCUAUGGAAAGUGGUACGGAACGGGAGACUUCUAUACCAACAGUGCCGCCAUCGGCUACUUCAAGAACAGGAUUGCCCACGUCAUGGCGCACGUAAACCCUCACAACGGCAAGCCCUGGAGCCAGAGCUCCGAGUACAUCUUUGCAUUCGAAGCUCAAAAUGAAGCCAUGCAUGACCAGGAAAACCCCACGGCUCUGCAAUCCUGGCAGUGUACUAUGGCACAGGUGAUCAAGGACAACUUAAAGGGAAGUACCUCAAUCCUGGUCUCGACUGGUGGCGGUGCCUGGUUGGCCAACUCUCUGCUGGAUGGGUACUUCUCGUGCGUAGCAAUGGACGUGCUCGCCAUUCAUGCAUAUGGUGUCGGAGACUUUGCAACAAGCGCCCUCAAGCCAUACGUCUCUCGAGCGCAGCAGGCAGGCAAAAAACUCAUCAUGCAGGAAUGGGGCGCAUGCUACACGACAGCGUCCAACAACAAUUGCAACGGAGGCAGCCCGCUCAAUUCCGCGACGCGCGACACCAACAUCAAGAACUGGGCUGCCAGCAUCACCGCCGCGGGCAUUCCUUGGUUCUACUGGCAGAUACUUCCCAACGAGGACCCGCACCAGGACUGGGACUACGAGGUUGGUAUUGGUGGUGUCAACUGGAACACAUUGAAGACGGCUGGCCUGGCUGCCGGGCAGGCGCAGGCUGCGUUUGACUUUAGCAAAUGGCUUUUGUGA
This is a messenger RNA of Purpureocillium takamizusanense, 1056 nucleotides long. RefSeq names its product Mannan endo-1,4-beta-mannosidase. The transcript is spliced from 4 exons. The coding region runs from base 1 to 1056 and encodes 351 amino acids. NCBI's taxonomy places the organism in Eukaryota, Fungi, Ascomycota, Sordariomycetes, Hypocreales, Ophiocordycipitaceae. Gene Ontology annotation, molecular function: hydrolase activity, hydrolyzing O-glycosyl compounds. The record is from RefSeq and is a predicted model, not a curated record.